AUGCCGUCGCGAGUGCAGUGGCUCGUAUGGAACUUUCUCGUGUCAAGAGGACCGUGCCUGCACGCAUGGAAGCUCCUGUCCAGAUCCCUCCUCCGAGCCGACGUCAAGGGAGGCAAGCCGGAGGACAAGCCACUGGGCCUGUACCGCUACAGAGAGCACAUUGCCAGACCGACGCAUCCCCUGUCCCACUACACGCAGCCGCUGGAGUCGCCGACGCUCGACUUCGUCACGCACCUCGUCCUCAGCGGCAGGUGCGGCUUCUCCGUCAGGGAGAUGAUGUGCCUAUCCGACAUGCGUAACCUGGGUAUCCUGGAGGUCAUCCGGCCAGUGGACGGGACGGUCUCCUCGACAACGUCGUUCUCCUCGUCCGAGUACGACGAAUACGGCGACGGGGCAGAUCAGGAGGCAGCGGCGGCGGCAAUGACGUUCCCACCCUUGACGGACCGUCUCGUGCGCGCGUGGGCGGAGAAGGAGGACCCCUUCCCCCGCCUGAGGGUGCUGCGCGUGUGGGGCGUCGGUACGACGACGCGCGAGUCGCUGCGCUGGGUGGCCGCGCUCCCCGCCCUGGUGGUGUACGACGUGCUCGGUAAGCCGGAGAGCUGGGAGUCCGAGGCCGAUGUAGCCGGUGACGGCGGCGAGUGGGAGCGGCUCAUGCCGUCGGGCGACGAGGCCAGUCUGGUCGAGCAGCUCGUCGCUGCUGACGCUGCCGCUACCGGCACGGCCGCUGACGUGUCUCGGAAGUGGCAGUCUGGUAUGGACGGGAACACGGCUAACCGGGUGGACCGGGAGUUGGUAUCGGCGUACAUGCACGACGGCGACGGCGACGGCGACGGCGAGCCGUCGAGAAGUGCGACGGUCCGCUUCGUCGACUACGGAGAGGCUCUCAGGCUGGUCGAUGCUCCCGCCACCGCGGCGGCGGCAGAUGAAGCUCCACGUACGGUCCGAGGUAUGAUAGAUGCGACUGAUUCCGAGGCCUGGGCCUUCUGGAUGUACGCACUGAUAGGGCAGACGGACGACGACGAUCAGGAGGACGACGACGACGCUGGCCGACUGGUACGAAACAAUUCUUGUGGACUCGUCGGAAGUGGGGGGUGA
Geosmithia morbida is the source of this 1095-nucleotide messenger RNA. RefSeq lists its product as uncharacterized. The transcript has 3 exons. Lineage: Eukaryota; Fungi; Ascomycota; Sordariomycetes; Hypocreales; Bionectriaceae. The record is from RefSeq and is a predicted model, not a curated record. The coding region runs from base 1 to 1095 and encodes 364 amino acids.